Messenger RNA from Carassius auratus (goldfish), 867 nucleotides. RefSeq names its product pre-miRNA 5'-monophosphate methyltransferase-like. The record is from RefSeq and is a predicted model, not a curated record. Gene Ontology annotation, biological process: negative regulation of pre-miRNA processing. The coding region runs from base 73 to 828 and encodes 251 amino acids. Gene Ontology annotation, molecular function: O-methyltransferase activity; RNA methyltransferase activity. Gene Ontology annotation, cellular component: cytoplasm. NCBI's taxonomy places the organism in Eukaryota, Metazoa, Chordata, Actinopteri, Cypriniformes, Cyprinidae. The transcript is spliced from 2 exons.
CGAUCCGAAUUGAGGAACUAGUUUUUGUAUGGUAACGCGCGCCGUCAGGACUUGUUUUGUCGUUGGACAGACAUGGAGACUCACGUUUCCCAUGUGAAUGAAGAGGACAGCGAAGAUCCUGGAGCUGCUCCUUAUGGAAACUUCAUCAAUUAUUACAGCUUCAACCCGCCAGAGAACCGCCUGAGUUUAAUACCACAAACACUGCUGCAAAACAUCGGCCUCGACUCUGAACGCGUGUUAAUCCUGGACGUGGGAUGUAAUUCAGGGGACUUGUCUGUUGCCCUCUACAAACAUUUAUUGCAUGAGGAAGCCUCUGUAAGUGACUUUUCUAAAAGAGAAGUCUAUCUACUCGGAUUUGACCUGGACCAGGAUUUAAUCCUUCGGGCGCAAAACUCCAACCCCCUUCCCCAAAAUAUCCAGUUUAUCCCCCUGGAUAUCACAGAUGGUGCAAAGAGCCAGGCAGUGCUAGAGUCGCACCUGGGCAGGUUUGGCUGCCCCCGUUUCCACCUGUGCACCUGUUUUGCGGUGACUAUGUGGGUGCAUCUGAAUCACGGAGACGAGGCGUUUCUGUCUCUCCUCUCCAGACUGGCGUCUCUCUGUGAGUUUCUGCUGCUGGAGGCGCAGCCGUGGAAGUGUUAUCGCUCUGCUGCGCGCCGGUUACGCAAACUGGGCCGCAGUGACUUUGACCACUUCAAGACCCUUGAGAUUCGAGGGGACAUGGCGGCACAUGCUAGAGAGCACUUGGAAAAGCAGUGCAGCAUGGAUAUGGUGCAGAGUUUCGGGAAUACCUCAUGGGACAGAAGUCUUCUGCUCUUCAAAAGACGAUGAUUAGGAGCAAAACACUGGGACAGAAGUUUAAUCAGUCAU